AUGGCAAGAGAGCAAAGAGCUAAAAAGACAGCUGCUUCUUUACAAGCACUUAGAAGAGCUAAAUCUGGUGAAGAAAAAAGAUCUGAACAAAUUCAAGAAGAAGAAGAAGAAGAAUUAAAUGAAUCAUCAGAUGAUGAAAAGGGAGAAAAGAAUACAAUUACAAAUAUUGAAGAGGAAUUGGAAAAGAAGAGAAAGAUUAGAGAUUUUGUUGUAGAUGAUGAUGAAUAUGGUUACAGAGAAAGAAGUGAUGGUGAGGAGGAUCAUGACAAUGAUGAUGAUGAUGAUUAUUCUGGGGAAGAAGCAAAAGAAUCAAAAUCAUCAUCAAAGGUUGUAAAAAGAAAGAAAAAGGAUAAUAGUAGUAGUAGUAAAAAGGAUGAAAAGAAACAAGAAGAGAAAGAGAAAAAGAAAAAGGUUGAUGUAGUUCCAAUUGCAAAUAGAAUGGAUCAAUUUUUAAACAAAACUGUUAGUAGUAGUAGUAGUAGUAGUAGUAAUACUACUUCUUCAUCGACAUCAAUGUCAUUGGCAGAAAGAAUGCAAAAAUCAAAUCAAUCAACAACAACAGCGACGACAAAGAGUAAAACCAAUGAUGAUAUGAUGGAACUUUAUUUAAAAGAUCUUCAAGAAAAUCCAGAUCAAGAAAUGGAUAUUGAUUUUAUUGAACAACAAAAACGUGCUCUUGAAGAACAAGAAAGAAUUGAAAAGGAAAAAGAAAAAGAAAAGGAAGAACAAUCAACCUCUACAACUUCUACUAAUACAACUACAACUACAACUAUCAAGAAUGAUGAAGAUUUAAAUCUUGAAGAUUUUGAAAAAGAUGAAGAAUCAUUUGAAUUUGAUUUUAAUGAAGAUGAACCAAAAGUUCCAACAGUUACUUUUACUGCUUCUGCUCCUGUACUACAGACAAAAACUCCAACCAUUUCAUUGGUAUCACCAAAAACAACAAAUGAUUGGUGGAAAAAAGCAGAAGAUUCUGUCAUUUCAAUUGGUGAAUUUGAAAACCUUUGUGUUAAAGAUGUUUCAAGUAUACCAAUGAUAACAAUUCAAAAUCAAAAAGGAUUAGAAUUCUUUUUUUUGACAGCAGAAGAAGAAACACAAGGAACAUUUGUAGGAAAGAUUUAUUUAUUUGGUAAAGUAAAACAACAAGUAGGAACUGUAACUAGGUUUGUUAGUUGUUGUAUUGUAGUAGAGAAUCUGCAAAGAAAUGUAUUUUUAUUGCCAAGAUCCUAUUGUGUCGAUGCCAAGGGUGAACCUACCACUAUACAACCAACCGAUGAAAUGAUUGAAAAGGAAAUUAAAUCAAUCAUGGAUGCCAACAAGAUUAAGAAUUGGACUUGUAAAAAGGUUUCUCGUUCUAUUUGUUUUGAUUAUAAAGAAGAAAACAAAUCUACAAAUAUUUCAAAAUAUGAUAAUCUUUGGAAAAUUUCUUAUCCUUCAAAUUUUGCACCAUUAAAAAAUGAUAUUCAAGGAUUAACAUUUAAAUGUGGAUAUGGUAUAACAUCAUCACCAUUGGAAUUAUUUUUAUUAAAAACAAGAAUAAUGGGACCAUGUUGGAUGGUAUUGAGAAAUGUUAAACCAGUUUUGGAUGUUUCACAAAAAAUAUCAUAUUGUCGUUUUGAAGCAAGAGUACCAAGUUUUAAAGAUGUUGCACCAUUUGACAAGGUAAAAUUGGCACCACAACCAUCACCACCCAUUGUAGUAAUGGCUCUAUCUGUAAAGACUACAUCUACCAAGGAUUCAAAUGAAAUUUUAAUGAUAAGUAGUGUAGUCAAUGAACAUAUUAGUUGUGAUGGUGGUACUAUUCAAUCGGCACGUGAAAAUGUAAAGUAUAUGACUUCAAUUCGUCCACUCACUGGUCAAACAUUACCAAUGGAUUUUAAACAACAAGGUCAAAGUCGUCAAAAUCUUUCUGUCCAAAACAAUGAACGUUUGGUAUUGACUCAAUUGGCCAAUACUAUCAUGUCGGUAGACCCCGAUAUGUUGGCAGGUCACAAUAUCAUUGGUUAUGAUUUGGAUGUUAUCAUUCAUCGUAUGAAGGAAUUGAAAGUUCAAAAUUGGAGUUAUCUUGGUAAACUUCGUCGUACACAAUUUCCAAGAUUGUCUGGUGGUAUUGGUUCUGCUGAAAAUUCCUAUCAAGAAAAACAAGUCCUCAUUGGUCGUCUUGUCUGUGAUACCUAUCUCUUGUCUAAAGAAUUUCUUCAAAAAGAAAAAAAUUAUUCACUCGUAGAAUUAAGUAAAACUCAAUUACAAAUUGAAAAACAAUCAAUUAAUCUUUUAGCUGUUGAUAGUUAUUUUAAUAAUUCAAAGAGGCAAGAUAAAUUUAAUAAUUGA
Molecule: messenger RNA, 2328 nt
Organism: Cavenderia fasciculata
Lineage: Eukaryota; Evosea; Eumycetozoa; Acytosteliales; Cavenderiaceae
Exons: 6
Coding region: 1-2328 (775 amino acids)
Biological process (GO): leading strand elongation; lagging strand elongation; mitotic DNA replication initiation
Cellular component (GO): alpha DNA polymerase:primase complex
Molecular function (GO): pyrimidine nucleotide binding; DNA-directed DNA polymerase activity; chromatin binding
Source: RefSeq, a predicted model, not a curated record